Molecule: messenger RNA, 1845 nt
Organism: Marchantia polymorpha subsp. ruderalis
Lineage: Eukaryota; Viridiplantae; Streptophyta; Marchantiopsida; Marchantiales; Marchantiaceae
Source: the annotation of a GenBank genome assembly
GGCCGCCCCUUGACCUGCAACACUGUCCAGAAGCCGCCACGGAUCAUCUGCACAUCAUCAGCGUGGCUAGGAAACUGGGACGCUGUCCUCAGGACAACGAAGGAGAAUCGGACAGCAAGCAUCUUCCGAGUAUGCUGUCCGUAAGCACGAUAGCGGGGCAUGUGCCACACAUCCCGAGCCCAUUUGUCAAUGCCUGGGGAGUAGCGGACGAGGACCAAAUAAUAAGGGACACGUGCCCCGAGCCAGAGGAGAAGUAAAUCGAUCGAGAAGCAGAAUCGCUCAAGAAUGCCGAUCCCUACGCUCCAUCGAUCAGCCGCUACUGCUCUCGGUUUCGUACCAGUUUCUCUCGACGCGUUAGCUUUUCGUAGAGCGAAUCUUGUGGGGGCGAGGAAGUCGAUCAAUUUGACGAGGGGAAGAAAGAGUGUCGGGCAUUGUUGCGCUAUGGCCGAAACGAGCGAAGGAUUGACGUCCACAUCCGACCCGCAACACGUCGUGAUCUGCGGGGCCGGUGUCAUCGGAUCGUGCACGGCGUAUUAUCUCGCCAAGAGAGGUGCGCGCGUGACAGUGGUGGAGAAGACGGCUGCCGCUUGCGCUGCGUCAGGGAAGGCCGGAGGAUUUUUGGCCCUGGACUGGUGCGAUGGCGGCCCAUUGGGAAACCUGGCCAGAGCGAGCUUUCAGCUGCACGCCCAAUUGGCCGACGAGCUCGACGGAGCGAGCUAUGGAUACCGGAAGGUCGACACUUUGAGCGUUUCCAUUGACGAGAGUGCCAGAGCCAGCGGCCGACCUAGCGCUGGAUCGUCUGCUCCGGAGUGGGUCACGGGCCCUGCCAAGAGUGCGAAGCCCAUCGGCUCCACCAAAACCACAGCUCAGGUCCAUCCAGAGCUCUUCACAAAGAAGGUACUCUCGGUCGCUGUGGAGAAGUACGGGGCCAAGUUCAUGAUCGGGGAAGCUCAAGAGCUCAAUGUCGAAUUGGAUGGGCUAGUGCCGCGCGUGAAAGGGCUAUUCGUCGAUGGCGAAUUGAUCGAAGCAGAUUCGGUCGUCAUAUCUAUGGGGCCUUGGUCUGCCACUAACAAAUUGGUUUCUGCUCUCACCACAAUCUCGCCUCUCAAGGCACACAGCAUUGUCCUACGACCCAAGCCGGAGGCCGCAAUCACACCACAUGCGCUGUUUUUGACCUACAGAACAAAGGAGGGAGUUACCAUGGACCCCGAAAUCUACCCCAGACCGACGGGGGAGGUUUAUGUCUGUGGCAUGUCCGAAGAGACAACACUUCCAUCGGUCGCAGAUCAAAUCUUCCCGAAGAAACAGUCGAUUGCAAUGUUACAACGAGUGGCAGCCACUGUCUCCUCGCACUUGGGAGAUGCAGAGAUGGUCACAGAGCAGGCCUGCUUCUUGCCGUGUUCCGAGGACAGCCUUCCUGUGAUUGGGAAGCUUCCCAACGUCGAAGGAGCGUACGUCGCUACGGGCCACAGCUGCUGGGGAAUCCUGAACGCACCAGCCACAGGAGCUGCGCUUGCAGAGCUGAUCACAGACGGUGUGUCCAACACAGUGAAUCUGAAGGCUUUCGAUCCCGCGAGAUUUAGCAAACCGGUCAGUGCCUACUUCGGAAAGUCCACUGCUUAGAUCGGCUGUCGCCCCGCAGUUGGGAUGUACAUACGACGACCAUCAGGUUAGAGAAGAGUUGUAAAUAUCGUCAUGAGAAGGCGUUGCCUGAGUUGGGUACUCUUACGAGAUAGCUAGAUCAGGAAAUGCGAAUGACUUAGGAGUGUGACUGUAUGGAGCACCUCUGUUUGUAGCCCACAAUAUUUUGAAAAACGAGAUGAAGCACUUUACUGCGUGUUCUCG